CGCCCCUGUAACCAUUUUCAUUUCCAAUCCCAUUCCGAUAUACAAUUUUCCUAAAAUACAGACAAGACGAAAACCAUGGCUAUUUAGCAAAAAUCCGAAAUAACUGUCAGCAAAAAUUCCAUGGCAAAAUCCGAGAAUCCCAAAUCCAAUCUCGCUCCUUACGGCAAUUCAUCUGCCAAAGUCCACCCGUCGAACGACCCCGAAAUUGAUCCUAAUUCCUAUUCGCUCGAGAAAUUUAGGCUCUAUGAGACCAGACAGAGAUUUUAUCUAGUUGGUAGUGAUCGGAACAAGAGGUUCUUUCGGGUAUUGAAGAUUGAUCGCUCGGAGCCUUCUGAUCUCAAUAUCAGUGAAGACCCAGUAGUUUAUUCACCGCAAGAAAUCAAGUGCUUGCUUCAGAGAAUUGCUGAAGGCAAUCGUUCCACUGGGGGACUAAACUUUGUGGCAAAGGUUUAUGGAAUUGCUGGUUGCAUUAAGUUCAUGGAGUCCUAUUAUUUGAUUCUGGUUACAAGGCGUCGGCAAAUAGGAUGUAUAUGUGGUCAUGCAAUAUAUAGUAUAGAUGAAAGCCAACUGAUUACAAUUCCGCAUGCAUCCAUUCAAACUGAUGCAGCACAUUCUAAAACUGAGAUUAGAUACAAAAAGCUCCUAUCCAGUGUGGAUUUGACCAAAGAUUUCUUCUUCAGUUAUACAUAUCCUAUAAUGCAAAGCUUGCAAAAAAAUGUGCUGUCAGUGGAUAGAGAUAGGAUGCCAUAUGAUAACAUGUUUGUGUGGAAUGAGUAUCUGACAAAAGCCAUUCGGUCGAGAUGUGGCAAUACUAUUUGGACAAUAGCAUUAGUCCAUGGGCAUUUUAAGCAGAUUAGGCUAUCAAUCUUUGGGAGGGACUUCAGUGUUUCUCUGGUUUCUAGACGCUCUCGACAUUUUGCUGGAACCCGAUACUUGAAAAGGGGAGUGAAUGAUUGGGGAAGGGUUGCAAAUGAGGUUGAGACUGAGCAAAUUGUUCUUGAUGAAGAAGCUGGAUCAUGCAAGGGCAGAAUGAGUUCUGUUGUGCAGAUGCGUGGAUCAAUUCCCCUUUUCUGGUCACAAGAAGCUUCAAGAUUUAGUCCUAAACCUGAUAUAAUCCUGCAAAGGUAUGAUCCUACCUACCAGGCGACCAAGUUGCAUUUUGAGGACCUGGCAAAGAGAUAUGGAAAUCCAAUAAUUGUGCUCAACUUAAUUAAGACUGUUGAAAAAAGACCUCGAGAAAUGAUGCUAAGGCGUGAGUUUGCUAAUGCGGUUGGUUAUCUAAAUACAAUUCUUUCAGAGGAAAACCAUCUAAAGUUUAUCCAUUGGGAUUUUCACAAGUUUGCAAAGAGCAAGUCUGCCAAUGUUUUGGCUGUUUUGGGUGCUGUGGCAAGUGAAGCACUUGAUUUGACAGGUUUUUACUAUAGUGGUAAACCUAGCGUUGUGAAGAAGAGAAUCAACCAACUUAACCGAACAAGCACUGGAAGGGAUGCUUCUCUCAGAGAUCUGAGAGCCGGUUCGGGGGACCUUGCAAGGAUUGGAAGUGGCAAUGAGAACCUAAGUUCUACAAUAAACCGAGACAGGGAGAAUGAUUCUAGUCAAUCAAACCAACAAGAUAAGGUCGGUGGUGAAGCACCACGCUUUCAAAGUGGAGUUCUACGCACCAACUGCAUUGACUGCUUGGAUCGUACAAAUGUUGCCCAGUAUGCAUAUGGCCUAGCAGCUUUAGGGCGUCAACUCCAUGCAAUGGGUAUGACAGACAUACCCAAAGUCGAUCCUGACAGUACCAUUGCUGCAGCCCUGAUGGAUAUGUAUCAGAGCAUGGGGGAUGCUCUUGCCCAUCAAUAUGGCGGCUCUGCUGCUCACAAUACUGUCUUUCCAGAGAGGCAGGGAAAGUGGAAAGCUACAACUCAAUCUAGAGAAUUUCUUAAAUCAAUCAAGCGUUACUACAACAAUGCCUAUACUGAUGGUGAAAAGCAAGAUGCAAUAAAUUUAUUUUUGGGUUACUUCCGACCACAGGAUGGGAAACCUGCUCUUUGGGAGUUGGAUACAGAUUAUUAUCUUCAUGUAGGGAUUAAAGAUGAUCUUGAUCCUGAGAUGAGCAUUCCAACCAGUGCCAAGCUGGAAGGAGGUGGAAUGAUUCUUGCCCCUGUACCAGCUUGCAGGGAAGAUUUCUCGCGCAUGAAGUUGACAUCAUUUGAUAAAUUGAUCCCGAGGACAUGUGGUGCCAUAAAGAAUGUAAGGCUUUGUUGUGAGCCUGAUCAAAGGCCAGGUGGAGGUGUGGGAACUUCUGGUGUUGCACCUGAUGCCGCUGAAAUACAGCUGAAAAGCCCAAAUUGGCUUUUUGGCCAGAGGAAGUAUGAAGAAAGUGGUUCUGCCCCCAAGGCUGGUCAACAAGAAGCUGAAAACGGAGGAUCUCAUAAAGAUAUUAGAGUUGAUGGUUACUAUGACUUGGAUUUGCUUUCUUCUGUUGGUGACAUGAAUGAACAGGAUAUCUUCCAAAGGUACCUCGCAAUGACCUCAGUUGAUGAAACCAGUGGUUGGUAUGGCGGUACAUUACUUGGAGAUCAAAAUGAAGACAGCGAGAUUUACAAACAUUAUGCCGAAUUAUGUCAGGGCCCAGCAAUGGAACCCUUCCAGCAUGAUCUGGACAGGGAAGAGCACUACGCCGACAUUGUUCGAAUGAACAUGAUAGAUGUCAUAGAUGAUGCCACCGUUGAAGCAGAGAUGGAAGCGGCGCUCAAGGAGUACCAUCAAAUUGGUGCUGAUCUUGGGAUUAUACCAAUAUCUUGCAAAUCCUUGCCUGAAGUUCCGGUGAUUCAAUGUGGGUCUCAAAAAUGUCUUGUUUUGGGUAUGUAUUUGGUGAACCCUUUACUCAUUGUUUGUGAAGUAUGUAAUUGUAAGGCACAGAAACUUUAGUGAUUCAGUUACACGCCUUUGUCGUUAUUAAUCCACACUGCUUACUCCACUUCUAUAUAGUAAUUAGUAACAGACUAAUUACUGACAAGCUAAUUUAUUACCAUAUUUGGAAUGGAUUGAUUCUUUAUUAUUA
Manihot esculenta (cassava) is the source of this 3049-nucleotide messenger RNA. Its product is annotated as phosphatidylinositol-3-phosphatase SAC1. The record is from RefSeq and is a predicted model, not a curated record. Gene Ontology annotation, cellular component: intracellular membrane-bounded organelle. Gene Ontology annotation, molecular function: phosphatidylinositol-3,5-bisphosphate 5-phosphatase activity. Gene Ontology annotation, biological process: phosphatidylinositol dephosphorylation. Lineage: Eukaryota; Viridiplantae; Streptophyta; Magnoliopsida; Malpighiales; Euphorbiaceae.